Molecule: messenger RNA, 1230 nt
Organism: Paramecium tetraurelia
Lineage: Eukaryota; Ciliophora; Oligohymenophorea; Peniculida; Parameciidae
Exons: 1
Source: RefSeq, a predicted model, not a curated record
AUGCAUCAGCUAAAUGCAAACUAUGUCAAUUCUUACGCUAAACGAGAGAAGGCAAAAAGGUUUAUUAUGACUAAGAUAAAAAGAAGCUGUUCAAUCGACCUAAUAUCAAUUCUAUAUUCACUUCCUUCAAAAACUGCAAAUACACCAUCAUUUAGAGAAAAUUUAAACUCUAGAAAAAGAAGUUUAUCUAAUUUAGUUUCUAAACAUUUUUAAGAUUCAAAUAGAUUAUAAGAGUUUAAUAUGACUUAAAUGGAUGGUCCAAUUUAAACUAACGAUAAAUAACAGAAAUAACUUAAUGAUAGCAGUAGUAAGUCAAUGCCAUCAUAAAAUUAGUCAAAUACAAAUAGAUAAUAGGAUGAUCUAAAUAAUAAUUACGAAUAUAGAAAAGGAGAUGUAAAUUUUCGACAAUUUCAUAAAAAUUUUUAUUAGGAUGUGCUUUAAUUGGAAGCCUUAUAUUAUUAGCUUUCUUAAUUAGGGUUUCAACGAUCUGCACCUUUAUAACUCCCACCUAUUUUAAGCUACUUUUUAUAUUCUUUAAUUAUGCAUAGAGCUGAUUAAUAAAAACUUUCUCGUCAAUUUUUAGAUAUUUACGAAGAUGAUGAAUAUUAUUCCAAAUUAAGAAUGUUUUAUAGUGAAUAUUUUAAAUAAGCGUCUUUAGACACUAGCAUGCUAUUCUACAAAGUUUCUUUUUAUAGUAAUCCAUAAGAUUAUAUGGCAUUUGAGAACAUUUUAUUCAAAUAUAUUACUAAUAUGAUACCCUACCUCAAACUAGAUUAUAAAAUGCUUUUGGAUGAUUUUCUUUUAUACUUUUCAUUAUCAGGUCUUUAAUAAAAAUCAAUAGAAUGCUAUGUAACUGAUGAUAGUUUUUUUAGAAAAAAUAACAUAGCAAUUGGAAAUAUUAGAUUUGUCUUCAAAUAAAAGGAUGGAUUGCUACUUGAUUUUAAACAACCAAUAGGAAAAUUUGAAAAUAAAUAAUUUCUUGAUUAUUCUUAAUUUCAAGCUGAAUUUGCUUAAUAAUUAUCUUCAGUCGAACCUAUUAAAUUAUUUAAUUCAUAUCUUUCAGAACCCCAUAGCGAAAGGACUAUAAUUUUGUUAAUUUUGGCUGACAUAUACCUAAAUAAAUCCAUAUUUAAGAAUUUAAAUUUUGAUUUGAUUGAUUCUAAACAGAAGAAUAAUAUAAUAAGCCUAUCCUAAAUCUACUUGGAAAUAUAGAUAAAUUCUAACUAGUGA